CACGCGCGCAGAGUGAGCAGAGCCGCGCCCGCCCGCGCCCUUCGUGGGAAUCACGGUGCCCGGGCCCCAGCGCAGCCACGGGGCUGGGAGCAGGUACCCCCUGUGGCUGGGGUUGCACUGUCACCUGGUGGCGGAGCUACGCGCGUCAGUUAGGCACCUGGCGCGCGGACUCAAGCCAAGAUAGAGAAGCUACUUUGUCAUCUUCUGUGUGGAAUCUGCUGACAUGACCGAUCACGGGCCCAAGGAGCCUUCCUCCAAGACAGGGAGUUCAGAUGGGGACGGCCAGGAGGACAGACGGUCGCUCCAUCAGAGGCUGGCCAUCAGAGAGCUCGUGGACACUGAGCUGUCUUACUUGCACAUGCUGCAGCUCUGUGCCUCAGACAUCAGGAGCCGCCUGCACAAGCUGCCACAGGGAGAUCUGGAUGUCCUGUUCUCAAACAUUGAUGAUGUCAUCAAGGUAAACAGCAGAUUUCUCCGAGAUCUGCAGGAGACUGACACCCAGGGAGAAGAGCAAGCGCUUCUCAUUGGUAACUUAUUCCUGGAAUUCCAAGAAGAGUUGGAACGAGUCUAUAAGGUGUACUGUGCCACCUACAGCCAGGCCUUGCUGCUAGUGGAGACCUACCGGAAGGAGCCAGAGCUGCAGCAGGAGAUCCAGGCUGUCAUUGAGGCUGUGGUGCCACAAGCGGGACCCUCAGGCCUCAGUUUCUUACUGGUAAUCCCGCUGCAGAGGAUUACCAAGUACCCAUUACUGCUGCAGAAAAUCCUGAAGAACACACUCCCCGAUGCCAGUGCCCACCCUGUCCUUCAGAGGGCUACCUCUGCCCUCCAGGACGUGAACGCCAACAUCAAUGAAUACAAGAUGCGCAAGGAAGUGGCCUCCAAGUACAACAAGGUGGAGCAGUUGACCCUGCGGGAGCGGCUAGCCCGAAUCAACACACAUACCCUCUCCAAGAAGACAACCCGGCUAAGCCAGCUGCUGAAGCAGGAGGCCGGGCUCGUGACCAGGACUGAAGACAAGGAAUUUGAUGACUUGGAAGAGAAGUUCCACUGGGUGUCACUAUGUGUGACAGAGCUGAAGAGCAACGUGGCUGUGUACCUGGAUAACCUGCAGCAGGCCUUCCUCCACUUCCGGCCGCAGGACUAUGACCUGGACAUCCUCGGGGGCCCUGCGGUGCCGUACUGCAGCCUGGCCGGGGACCUUCAGCAGCAGGCCUUCCCGGAGUUUAAGCAACGUCUGGAAAGCCUGGUGUGGCAGCCACUGUGCAACUUGGCCAAAACUCUGGCUGGCCCCCAGAACCUGAUCAAGAAGCGUCUGGACAAACUGCUGGACUAUGAGCGGGUGGAAGAGAAGCUGUUGGAAGCAGGCAGCGUGACCUACGAGGAGGAGCAGGCCCGGCACACAUACCAGGCAUUGAACUCCCUGCUGGUGGCCGAGCUCCCGCAGUUUAACCAGCUGGUCAUGCAGUGGCUGGGCCAAAUCCUGCGCACGUUCGUGGCCCUGCAGAGGGACCUCGCAAAGCAAGCCCUGCAGAGGGCAGAGGGCAGCAUGGCUCAGCUGCCCCACCACCAAGUCCCUGAGCCAGCCUUUAGGAAACUGCUGGAGGAAACACUAGGCCAGACCAGUAACCAGCUUCGUUCCUUUCAAGAGAACUUCGAGAAAGUGCUGCCGCCUCCCACCCUACAACCUCUCCUGCCUGGAGCUGAGCGCCAGGUUCAGGCUCUCCUGAGCAGGUAUGGCCCCGAGAAGCUGUACCAGGUGACAAGCAACAUCAGCAGCACUGGGACCAUGGACCUGUCACUGCUGCGGGGACAAAUCGUGGCCCUUCUUCAAAACAAGGACACCAAAGGCAACAGCAGCCGCUGGCUGGUGGACACAGGGAGACAUCGAGGGUACGUGCCUGCUAGGAAGCUGGAACCGUACCAUGUUGUCACCUGGGAAGAGCAGCCCAGCGGGCGGGUGGGGUCUCAUGACAACUCCCCCCAAUGUUUGAUGCCAGAGCCUGCUCCCGCCCCCGUCUCCUCUGUCCCAGCCGUGACCCAGGUGGUGGCGGCUUAUCCCUUUUUGGCCAGAAGCAGCCACGAAGUGAGUCUACGGGCAGGCCAGCCGGUGCUGGUCCUGGAGGCCCAGGACAAGAAGGGGAACCCCGAAUGGAGCCUUGUGGAAGUGAACGGACAGAGGGGAUACGUGCCUUCCGGCUUCUUGGCCAGGGCCCCGAGUCAGGCUCCCUGGGGCUGGAGCCUGCCUUCUUAGGGUGUCUCCCUGGGAGCCUGUGUUGCCAAGGAGUGGGAGGGCUGAGAGACUGUGACCUGGCAGGGCUGCAAGGGGAGAUCAGGUCAGGUUGGGUGAAGAGCCGCCAGAAGGCAGCCAGGGAGGUGGGUGGGCCCUGCGGCAGGCCUGGCGUGGGUGGUCACGAGAGGCUUCUGGAGACCGCUCUGUGUCUGCAGAGGGAGGGUCUUCUAGCCUGGGGGCGUGGCAGCCUGCAGCAGGUGUAGCUACUGGCCAGGACUCGCUGCAGCCCCCACCCGGGGCUUCCCUGGGAGUGCGUCACCCCAGUGAUUGUUCCCUGUGUGUUGUAUGGUUGCGGGGGCAGGAUACUGGAGACGUCUGUCUUCAACUGCCUCUGUGGGGCAAUUCACUUCCUACCUAUGGUACCGAGAGACACCGUGGUUGACCAGUCAUUUUUUAUUUCUCCCUCCCUGCUGGGAGCUGGGUUAUCUCAGGCAGUGAGCCUCUGGGAAUGCACUCCAGUGGGGGAGUGAGGGCUUGUCUGGGCAGUGGUGAGGUUCCCAGGAGACUCUUAGCUGGGUCUGGGAGUGGGUGUGAGGCUGUCACAGUUCUAGAAUGUGUGUGGGCAUAUCCAGAGGCUGUUUCAGGAAAGGGGAUUUUGAGGGUGUUAGCUGGAGUGUGUGGAGCUGUUGACAGUGAUUGUAUACCGUUGCUGGGUUUGCCCCACUAGGGGACAAAAGACACACAAAUCACAGAGGAGCCACUGAAGCGGGUCAUUAAAAUCCUGGUGGGUGGAGGAGCUUAAGUAAUGGCUGGGCUUCUUGUUUCUGGAUGGAGAGCCAGGAGAACCCUCCCUGUACCUCCUCCCCCAACCCCAGGUUUCGGGAGGCCACCUAGGGCCUUUAGGCCACAGUAGACAUGACAUCAAUAGGCUGUGGGACAUCAGAUGAGACCCUAACCUUGGAUUCCCGUCCAUAAAGCCCCAAUCACAGGGAUGCGGCAAGAAUGACAUGACGCCGAUGAUGCGGAGGCUGCCACAUCGCGAAGUUCAGUCAAGCUACAAAUUGCCCCUGGUGACAGGAUGUGCUGGGCAUGGUCUCAACCCCAAGUCACCUGCUGGUCCCGGCAAGCAAAUGGCAGCAGCAUGCCACCACGGCCCACCCAGCCCCCAGCACGCUAUAAUCAAUGUGGUGGCCCUUUCCAUGCACCCAGCCUCUGCCUCAGGAGACUUCUGAUUCCACAUUCAGGUAGCCCAUCUCUUGAGUUCAGUGAGAUCAAACCUUGUCAUCUUUUUCUAGAAGCAGGAAAUGAAAUCUCUCAAAAAGUUCAUGUUCAAAGAAGAACAACUGAUGGAGACAGAUCUGGGUACAACAUGGUUGGCCCGUCACCUUUGGGUUUCCACUUUGGGCUGAGGGGUAAAUUGUAAGGCCUUUCAUGCAAAUUAAAAUCCAGUGUAACCUUUAGUGGCAAUUACCAAUCUUGGAACCAGUCCAAGCUAGAGUGUAUAUGAAAACAGGUGGCAGUUUAGAUUUAUUUUUAAGAACAUCUCCACUAUUAUAACUGGCACUCUGACUUUUAAGAAAUGCAAGUGUGCGUCAAGACAGCCUGUAAAUUUACCUCCUGAGAGCAGUGUGGACACUGCCCAGUGCCAGAGGAACUCUGCCCACCUCUCCUUCCCAGCCCAAAUUCACUUCAUAAGAUGCUCUCGACUAAUUUCCCUUUCUUUUCCCUGCUCAGAUUUUCGGAUACAAACUGGAAGCCCAAGGCAGCAGAAAAUAAACAUGCUGAGGGCAUGCUGUAUGCUGAAGCUUUGCCUCUGGGCUUUUCCCCUGGGCAGCUUGCAGCUGAGGCCAGGAUCCCACUGAGAGGUUCUGAUGCAUUUGGUCAGGCUGUGGCCUGGGCCUCAGAACUUGGAAGGCUUCCCAGGUACCCUGACAGUAGGCAGGGUUGUUACCUCUGCCCUAGACUUGCAGUGCUGGACAAGAUGGCCCCGGGGUCAGAAGUAGCCAUGUGCUGUAAGCGAAGCUGUGCCUCCUCGGAGCUGCAUUCAAGGUGGUCUGAAAUAGGACAGCCUGUUCUGUCAGCUCCCAGAAUGUAUAUUUAUUAAGUGCCAUUAAAAGGGACCUAAGCAAAAUGGAAUGUUCUGGUUGGCAUAAGGGAGAGAACUGGAAUACACUGGAACUGAUACACUCGGUUCUCAUAUACUUGGAACCAAAUCUAUCUCGAAAGGGAAAAUGAGAACGUGUUCAGUAACACAAGGUUUCUGGUUUCUUGUGAACCGGAGAGUGAGAUAAACAUCAAUGAAGUUUGAGAAAAUGUAUAUGAAGAUGGAGAAUGGCCUGGAUUUUCUCCAGGGGACUCUGUAAUGUGCCUUUUCCUCCCAGCCCCCAAAUCCUAGAACCAACGCACUGUGUCUUAUUUCU
Molecule: messenger RNA, 4650 nt
Organism: Condylura cristata (star-nosed mole)
Lineage: Eukaryota; Metazoa; Chordata; Mammalia; Eulipotyphla; Talpidae
Gene: ARHGEF37
Product: Rho guanine nucleotide exchange factor (GEF) 37
Exons: 14
Coding region: 224-2251 (675 amino acids)
Cellular component (GO): cytoplasm
Molecular function (GO): protein binding; guanyl-nucleotide exchange factor activity
Source: RefSeq, a predicted model, not a curated record